This is a messenger RNA of Tachysurus fulvidraco (yellow catfish), 2166 nucleotides long. It is a transcript of the gene plbd2, whose product is annotated as phospholipase B domain containing 2. Gene Ontology annotation, molecular function: glycerophospholipase activity. The transcript has 13 exons. Bases 79 to 1788 code for a protein of 569 amino acids. The record is from RefSeq and is a predicted model, not a curated record. NCBI's taxonomy places the organism in Eukaryota, Metazoa, Chordata, Actinopteri, Siluriformes, Bagridae. Gene Ontology annotation, biological process: phospholipid catabolic process. Gene Ontology annotation, cellular component: extracellular region.
GCACUCAGGUCAUGUGACUGAGGGAUCUUGUGACGAGCAGUAAAUAAAGGAGUUUUUCACACUGCAGCACUAAACGCCAUGUUUCCAGUGUUUGUGUUGGUCUUGUUCUGUGUGAUCUCAGCUGAGGACACACAGCUGCUGUCUGUUGUAUUUAACCAACACACCGGGAAACUGCAGUUAAAGGAAGGCAUUCAGACAGAUUCUGUCGCAUCCGCCAACUUGACAGAUGACAUUGUUAAUACGGGGUGGUCAUAUCUGGAGGUUGUAACAAAUGGCAAGUACAAUGACACGCUGCAAGCUUAUGCUGCUGGAGUUGUGGAGGGUGUGAUCACCUCGCAGCUCAUCUAUAAGCACUGGAUGAACACGUUGAUGGGAUAUUGUGGAUCAUAUGACCAGGGCUACUGUAAACGUCUGAAAGAAUACAUUACUGCUAAUCUACAGUGGGUGGAAGAGCAAAUUGCAAAAGCUACAGAGUCACCAUAUUGGCAUCAGGUCCAUUUGUCUUUGCUGCAGCUGAAGGGUUUGGAAGAUGGCUAUAAUGGACAGUGUACAUUUCCAGACAGAGGGCUCUACUUUGACCCCUUAGGAUUUCUACUUUUCCAGAUGGGUGGAGACUUGGAGGAUUUAGAGGCUGCAUUGAACAAAUCCAGUCAAUCACGUACAGUGGGAUCCGGAUCCUGCUCUGCUCUAAUCAAACUCUUGCCGGGUAACAAAGAGCUUCUUGUCUCACAUGACACAUGGAACAACUACCAGUCAAUGCUGAGGAUUAUGAAGAAAUAUAUUUUUUCAUUCCGUACAUCUUUGAAAGAUCAGACAUUAAUUCCUGGUAAUACUCAGGCUUUCUCCUCUUACCCUGGCUCCAUCUUUUCAGGAGAUGAUUUCUACAUUCUCAGCACUGGCAUGGUUACACUGGAAACCACAAUUGGCAACAGUAAUUCUGAUUUGUGGAAGUUUGUGAAGCCUCAAGGCUCUGUCAUGGAGUGGCUGAGAAACAUUGUGGCAAACAGACUUGCUCAAUCUGGGAAAGAAUGGGCUGACAUUUUCAGUCAUUACAACAGUGGAACGUACAACAACCAGUGGAUGAUAGUUGACUAUAAGGGUUUCAUUCCAGGUAAACCCAGUCUCAAGAAAGGCUUGUUAACUGUGCUUGAACAAAUACCAGGGAUGAUCCAGGUGGCAGAUAAAACUGAAGAACUCUAUAACACCAGCUACUGGGCCAGCUACAAUAUUGCGUAUUUUGAUGAGGUGUUUAAUGCAAGUGGGGGUCAAGAUCUGGUGAAGAAGUAUGGUUUGUGGUUCUCCUAUAGUGACAAUCCAAGAGCGCAAAUAUUCCGCCGCAACCAAUCCCUUAUUACUGACAUGGAGUCCAUGAUACGCCUAAUGAGGUACAAUAACUUUAAGAAUGAUCCUUUGUCGAAGUGUGAUGGCUGCAUUCCAGCCCAAAAUGGCGAGAAUGCAAUUUCUGCACGAUCUGACUUGAACCCAUCUAAUGGCACAUACCCAUUUGGAGCUCUUAAACAGAGGCCUCAUGGUGGAACAGACAUGAAGUGUGGGUUCUCUCUAAAGUCACCCGGAAAUCUUGUGAAUUAUGACCUGACUAUUUUUAGACAGCAACCUAUGACAUCCUAUGGCUUAUUCAGGCAGUAUGAGAUGUUAGCAGUUAGCGGUCCAACAUGGGACCAGGUGCCUGCUUUUGAAUGGAGCACAUCACCUUACAGCAGUUUAAUGCACACAGGACACCCAGACCGCUGGGAUUUCCCUACUGUACAUGUCAGGUGGUCUGAAUAAAAGAUAUUAUAAUAUCAUGUAUUAUUGGCCAAUUUAAGGUUUAUUUGUUUACUUUUCUCUUAUAAAGGGCAGUAUUUUCCUGUUAUCAGGUAUAAAUACACAAAAUACCUCAACAAAUGGUUCAUUAGAUGAGAUUUUCCAUGCAGCACAUUGCAUUCAGUAAUUUUUUAUAAUUCAGUCUGAACAAAGCAUUGUCAGAGAAAAAAACGUUCUUUAAACUUUACUUGCUCCACAAUCAUUAUUAUGCAGGUUUUAUAACAAAUAUUUUUUAAAAAAAAAGUUAUUUGUACACUGUGAUCGGAGUCUUAAAAUUCAUGAUUUUUGUUUACUGUGUGUGUAUCUGUACCUAAGUUUGAAUAAACAGCAACAUUUCUAUUA